UCUGCUGGUAUCUACAAACAAUGAAGGUCGUCACACUAUUUUUUGUCUGCGUGGCUUUGACCAAUUUUGCAAAAAUUGGUGCUAUGAAUAAUAGCUCUAGAACCAGUACUAAUCCAUUUACAGCUACUGUUGCUGAGACCACUACACGACAUAUUCAUGCUACUAAUUAUCCGGCAAUCCAUCCAGAUAUUGGUGAUUGGACGAAACAUAGGCAUACUCAUCCCACUAGAAUUCUCACACCUGUUCCUAAUAAACCCAAUCUACCAGCACAACAAAUCCGGAUACAAAAGGUAAUAGAUGGAAAUGUUCCAGGAUGGCAUUUACUUCAAGGAGAACUCAUGCAUGAUUACGAAAUUAUGUCCUGCCAUGGUCCACAUGGGUACGCUAUGGUUGAACUCACUGGUAGGGAACGCUUCUAUGCAUGCCUCAAACCCUAUUUGUAUCAUAACGAGACUAAAAGCAGGGAACAUACCGGUGGCCCUCAAGUUUACCUCGCUUAUGUAUUACUAUAUGGUAAGCCCAGAAUGGAAGCUGAUCUUGCGCCUCGCGAUGAAACGUCAGCGCUUGAUUCUCGCGGCCUUCUAUUUCACGGCCGCGCCGUACGUAAUCAUUUUAAUGUAACGCAAUCUCUAGGGCGCGUUCGUUAUGUACUGCCGAAUAAUAGUGAAGUUGAAGGAGACUUAUAUGAAUAUCCUGGUGCACCUAUAUUUAGAACUUAA
Belonocnema kinseyi is the source of this 719-nucleotide messenger RNA. RefSeq lists its product as uncharacterized. Bases 21 to 719 code for a protein of 232 amino acids. The transcript is spliced from 3 exons. NCBI's taxonomy places the organism in Eukaryota, Metazoa, Arthropoda, Insecta, Hymenoptera, Cynipidae. The record is from RefSeq and is a predicted model, not a curated record.